UUUUGAAAAUGAAAAAAAAAUAAAUUUAAAAUUUAAAAAUUUUCUUCAGUGAAAAAAUAAAAAAAUAGUAUUUUAAGUUUUAUUUAUUCAGGUCUCGACUCUCGGGACCUUAUUUUUAUAAAUAUAUAUUGUUAUUAUCGUGUUAUGGACCACGAGAUUGGUGAGAUUACUCUGACGCGGUCUCGACGCUUUAAAAAGUACGUCGGCGCCGGGCGUCGGCGUCUCCCCCAAAACGAGUGCUCAAUACAAAAUAUAUAAUAGCAUUCGUCGAUUUUUAAAAUCAUAGUAGUAGUAUAAUACAUAUAUCUUUAUAUAUUUUAUAUAUCUAUAACUGUCGGCAAUAUAUAUACAUUGCAUACAUACAUUUAUAUUUAAUGUAUACAUAUACGUGCGCAUGAAAAAUUUUAUUCGCGUUGUCGCGCGCUUAGACAUUUUUAUUAUACAUUUAUCAAAACUAUAUAUCGUUAUACAUUUGUCAAUUAUUAAUCUUUAAUUUCAAAUUUUUUUUCAAUUAUAAAGAUUUAUUUUCAUAAAAUCAAUUUAGAAAAAAAAGUUUAUAUACAUUUUCAAUAAUUUAUUUUAACUAAACAAUCAGUCGAUGCUUUUUAAAAAUUCAUACGGAAUUUAAAUUUUCGGAGUCAUAUAAAUAAUUUUUGUAAUUAAAAAUAAAGUAAUUGCAGAUAAAAAAACACUAGUGAAAUUUCCCACUUUUAAGACAUUAAAAAAAAAAUCAAUACUUAAUAAUUAUCAAUUAAUUGCAGACAGCACAUGCGUAUUUCAUUCUUAUUUUAUUUUUAUUACUAUCAGUAUUUAAUAAAAUAUUUAAUGACUGAAAAAAAAUUGGGUCAUUUAAUCUUCAAAAUUAUUUUUCAUAAAAAAAAUUAACUGACUGAUGAUUAAUUUCAAUGAGAGAAAAAUGAUUUUCAUUUUUUUUAUCCUUAUUAACCAUAAAUUUAAUUUUUGAAUAAAAAAUGUAAAGAAAAAAAAAUGUCAAAAUUAAAUUACGAUAAUUUUGAAUAUUUAUUGUGUACUGUAAUUGAAAAUCCUUUGGUACAAUGGUCAAAAUUUAUUUCAUUAGGCGGGAAAAUAAAGAGAGUAAAAGACAAUUUACUAAAAAAUGAUCGAGUUAUUGAAGUAAUUGAGAAAAGCGAGCGUAGUAACAGUAAAGAUUACAUACCGACAUUGCUAAACUGCCCAGCAGAUCCCGAAGCUUCGCUAGAUAUAAAGCUUCCGGUUCUCGUGCUGGUCUUGAAAAAUCUUAAGCUCGAAGGGAAAAUCGAAUUCCAGGUCUCGUCACUCAACCCGACGCCUUUACCCCGUAUUAUCGAUGAGUGCGAUUGCCGACGUCGUUUCGUCUUAGUGGCUAACACAACACGUGAAAAAAUACAAAAAAUAACGGUGACAACAGCAUUUAUACCUUUGGUACUUGCAGAUAAUUGGAACAAAGUUGAAAUAAAUUUAAUUACUUUGUGCAAAGACAUCUAUUCUACCGAUUAUAAGUCAUUUCAACGCAUAGUAUUGCAUCCUAAUUUCCGUUUUCGUCGUAUUUAUUUACAUGAUCAUCAUUAUCAGAACAACAAUGAUGUUAUCAGUGAACUUUAUCAGGCGCUUACUGAUUUAAAUUCAUUAAAAAAUAAAAAAAAAUCAAUUAAAGAUAAAUCUUGUCAAACGCAAUCAAUUAUUAUCAAUUCGAAGCCAAAAAUUAAACUUAAAAAACUUAAAAAAUAA
Molecule: messenger RNA, 1728 nt
Organism: Microplitis demolitor
Lineage: Eukaryota; Metazoa; Arthropoda; Insecta; Hymenoptera; Braconidae
Product: cilia- and flagella-associated protein 20-like
Exons: 2
Coding region: 988-1728 (246 amino acids)
Biological process (GO): cilium assembly; positive regulation of cell motility; regulation of cilium beat frequency involved in ciliary motility
Cellular component (GO): motile cilium; ciliary basal body
Source: RefSeq, a predicted model, not a curated record